GCUCAUUGUGGUUAUUUUCAGCCAAGGUCCCGUUCAACAUAGUGACUAAUGCGCACAUUACGCAUAACGCACAAUGCGUAAUUACGCACGAAAAAUGACAAAAUGAAUAUCACGGCUGGAGACCAUUGUUGGCUCGCUGUUCCUCCAAACUUUUCCAUAAUGCAAAGAAGCUGGUGACUGUUUUUUUUUUAAUUUGUUUUUUUUUUUUUUUUAAUGGCCACUAACUCUCCCUUUCUAGAGGAACACACCAGCAGAGGGAAACAGAUGCAUAAACAUUUCAGGGCAUCUUUCUUCCUCGGCAGCAACAGACUCCUCCUAUUCCCACGUCCAAUUAGUUAUUAUGGUCCGGCCCUUUAAGACGCAGCAGCGGGUCAGCAAGUAGUGUAGUGUUUCUCUAAUUGAACUUCGCCCAAUCAACAAUAGCUCGUUAGCAGUCGCUUUGUGUUUCUUACUGCUUGAGACUGAGACUGCUUUUUCCCCUUGCUGGGAUUCACCCCCCUCUAGUCUGUUACUGCAUAAAGAUCUACAUGGAGCUUGGCAGAGGAACUGCGACUCUGUGAGGGGAAUACAGUCCGGCUGCCUUUACAACUACGCCCGAAGCAUGGUUAUUUUGGAGCAAAGCUCUCCUGCGAGCUAAGUUGCUGCAUUCAGCUUUGAGCGUCAAAAUAUAGAGGGGCUCUACGAAAACGCCGAAACGCUUGUGGACGCUUGAAAACCGCCUUUUGAAUGAUAUAACUAACUUUUCAGGAAACAGCGUUUCUUCGGGACUGCGAUGACCUCCAGUAAAGACAUGAAGGCAGGUUCUGUGUUACAGUCCGGCGCUGACGAGAGGAGACGGGCUCCCCUGGACCAGCUGCCGCCGCCGGCCAACUCCAACAAGCCUUUAACGCCGUUCAGCAUUGAGGAUAUCCUUAACAAACCCUCCGUAAAGAAGUCGGUGGCCGCUAUCUGUCCGCCGAGAGUGUUGGAGAAAGUGACGGGCUCCAACUCUGCGAGGAACGGGAUCACCACUCCCUCGUCGCCGCUGUGCGCGCUGGAGGAGCUGGCCAGCAAAACGUUCAAGGGUCUAGAAGUGAGCGUUAUCCAGGCAGCGGAAGGUCACGAGCACGUCAACGCUUUCGGACAGAGGCAGGCGUCGAAAAAGAGGAGAAAGUCGCGGACGGCCUUCACGAACCACCAGAUCUACGAACUGGAGAAGAGGUUUCUGUACCAGAAGUACCUCUCACCGGCCGACCGAGACCAGAUCGCGCAGCAGCUGGGGCUCUCCAACGCGCAGGUCAUCACCUGGUUCCAGAACCGCAGGGCCAAACUCAAGCGGGACCUGGAGGAGAUGAAAGCGGACGUGGAGUCGCUAAAGAAAAUCACCCCACAGACGCUGCAGAAGCUCGUCAGCAUGGAGAACAUUGAGGAGCAGCAGGGCGGAGGCGGCGAGGCCAGGUCGCCCAGUAUCUCCCCGACCUCCCAAGGACACCGGGCCUUCCCACAGUCCCCCUCCUCAUCCAGAGACCAAACCACGGAUGAAUUCUCGGAGGACGACGAAGAGAUCGAGGUGGACGACUGACAGUCAGGAGAGCUGAGCGGUUUUCGUAAGCGACGACGACGAAAGAAUAUUAAAAGGGGGCAUUUUUUUCUUCUUCCCAAACUUUUGCACGGAUAUUGACACAAAGGAGAAUAUUUACAUAAAAAAAAAAAAAAAAAAACAUUUCAGGAAAGUUCUUCUCUCCUCCUCAUUUCUUCUUUUUUUCUCCAUUUUAAUUUAUUAAUCGGACUCGUAAAAACUUCCGAGUGUGUCGUUUAAAGGCUCAGCACAUCCGAGGCGGAUCUGUUCGGCCCACAGGCAGACCGAACUGUUCUGGUGCCGUGAGACUCACAGUUGUGUAAGCAUUUUAAUUCUGUUCGUUUCCACAGGAGGGAUGGAAAGAAUGUUUUUUUUCAUUUAUCCAAUUUUUUCCCGAUUCUGCCAAAUAUUUAAGUGAAGCCCAUUUUUGUUCAGCGUCUGUGCGCGUCCAUCCCUCCUGAGGUCUAAAUUAAUUUCCCGUGUUGUCCGGACGGAGCAGAGUCUCUGCAGGCAUGCAGGCCUGUCGGCGGCCGAGUUCUGUAUAUAAACCAAACAUCAUAUGCGAUAAUUUUAUUGUAACAUUCUAUUUAAUCAGCAUCUAUGUAAAUAAAGGUUAUAUGAUAU
Acanthopagrus latus (yellowfin seabream) is the source of this 2182-nucleotide messenger RNA. It is a transcript of the gene lbx2, whose product is annotated as ladybird homeobox 2. The transcript has 2 exons. Gene Ontology annotation, molecular function: DNA-binding transcription factor activity, RNA polymerase II-specific; DNA binding. The record is from RefSeq and is a predicted model, not a curated record. Lineage: Eukaryota; Metazoa; Chordata; Actinopteri; Spariformes; Sparidae. Bases 773 to 1561 code for a protein of 262 amino acids. Gene Ontology annotation, biological process: regulation of DNA-templated transcription.